AUGUCGCCGACGGUCUUGAAGCCACUGGAAACACACGAACUGACGCUGGCCGGAAACCAGCGCGACAAGAGGAUCGUCUUUGGUUGGGGGAGACCUUUCAGGGUAUUGGAUGGGGUCUCCAUUUUGGGAGACCAAAGUGGUGCCGAAAAACGUCUGCAGGUGCAUUCGAAGCUCGACAGAGCGCUGAAGUUUUUGCAGCGCGAUGUUGGGUAUUCGCUUCUGGAUGAUGCUCUUGCAGAAUCUGGCGGUGGCGUGAGGCUCGUUCACGACAUCGAGGUGAUGCAGGCUCUUGGUGCUCUCCCAGCGCGGGGUCGCCGCUCCUGCCGAGCACCUAAGGAGCGACCCAUCGAAAAUGCCGACGAGGCAGAUGACAUCCUGUCGUGCAAACCCGAGAUCGGGAAGUAUGCACAUUAUAAGGAUGACAUCGUCCUGGUCUCCAGAUUCGCUGGCUUGGUCCAUGGCUUCGAAGAGCGAACGGAUCCCAACGCUCCCAACGUGAAGCAUGACAUGCUGUACAAGAAGGUCUUGCAGGGCAUUCGGCUCCUGCACCUGUGUGAAUUUCACUACGCUGAUGUGGUGCUGACGUUGGCCUAUGCGAGCGUAUACUUCCGUGGUGCCUUCACUUCACUCGGCAAAACGAUGAGCGACUAUGAGGCAGCUCACGUCUGUGUCUUGCUCAUCUACUUGGCUCAUAGCUUCCUCUUUGACGAGACCUGCCCGUUGAGGGUAUGGCAGCAGCAUAUCUUCAAGAAAUACUGCAAUCUCAAGGUCUUGGAUGCAGCUCUCUAUCGGAUUUUCAAGCUUCGAGGCUUCAAGCUGCGAAUCACGGAAGCAGAGGAAAAGGAAGCUCUGAGUGUGCUUCUGUUGCGCACCAAUGGUGGCCUUCCGGAUGGAAGCAGCACCAGUGGUCAAAGAAGGCCGAAGGGACGUAGCUCAUCCAGCACGGAAUCAACAAAAUGUAUGGAGAAGGAGGACAGCGGCUCAGCAGAUAUCAUCAACAUCUGA
Messenger RNA from Cladocopium goreaui, 1005 nucleotides. The record is from the annotation of a GenBank genome assembly. Lineage: Eukaryota; Dinophyceae; Suessiales; Symbiodiniaceae.